UAGUGUUUUGCACUGUGUUGGACUGUGUUUGUAUCAGUCUGAUCUGUGUCGGUUUUCUGUGGUUGUAGGUCUCCUGUGGAAUCUCUCCUCUGCAGAUAACCUUAAGCUGGAUUUGCUCCACACAGCCUUGCCUGCGCUCACUGAGAAAGUCAUCGAGCCGUUUUCAGCAAGUACAGACGACAACUCCAACACCAGCCUGGCACCAGAGGUCUUCAACAACGCCACGGCAUGCCUUCGCAACCUAAGCGCCUCCAAACCGGCGAUCCGACAAGCCAUGCGCAACUGCAAAGGCCUCAUCGACUCGCUCAUGCGCUACACGGAGAACUGCGUAAAUGCCGGGACGCCUGACAACCAGUCUUUGGAGAACUGCGUCUGCAUUCUGCACAACCUCACCUACCAGCUGGAGACCGAGAUGCCGUCUCUCUUCACUAAAAUAAACAUGCUGGCCAGUUAUGCUCGCAAUCGCUCCAGCUCAUCAGACGCCGGUCCGAUCGGCUGCUUCAGCUCCCAGAGCCAAAAACUGCAGCAGGAGCAGAGCGGUUUUGACUAUCCAGUUAUGGAGGACAACAAUCCUAAAGGUGCCGGCUGGCUCUUCCACUCCAAAGCCCUGCAGAUGUACCUCAAUCUGUUGAGCUCCAGUGAAAGAGACGCCACACUUGAGGCCAGCUGUGGAGCGCUGCAGAACCUCACAGCCACUGAUGGCUUAGUAUCGAAUGUGUUGAGUCAUACAAUCGUCCAGAAGCUCAACGGUCUUAAAUACAUCAGUCCGUUGUUGCAGUCGCCCAAUCCCGCUCUACAGAACAGCGCAGUCGCUCUGCUCGGGAACCUGUCCAGAUCCACACAAACAAACAAAACCAUGGCUCGGCAGACUCUCCCGCAUCUGGUCGGCUUCCUGAACUCAGGGCUCACGAAGGGCGACUCCUCGCCCGAAUACGACAGCACCAUGGCCACAGCUCUUCACAACGCACACGCCCUGAUGAAGGCCGACCCUGAGAUCAGCAAGAGUCUGCUGAACAACAGCCUGAUCAACUCCCUCAACAACAUGAGUCUCAAUCUGGGUCUGCCGAAGUCCAGCACUGCCGCAGGAGUUCUUCUUCACAGUCUGUGGUCAGAAAAGAAUAUUCAAAGUUUCCUUAAAAAGGUAAGAAUGCAAACAUAAACAAUAUUUGCUAGA
Sinocyclocheilus rhinocerous is the source of this 1174-nucleotide messenger RNA. Its product is annotated as plakophilin-1-like. The annotation marks the transcript as partial. Gene Ontology annotation, cellular component: nucleus; plasma membrane; adherens junction. Gene Ontology annotation, biological process: cell-cell adhesion. The record is from RefSeq and is a predicted model, not a curated record. Gene Ontology annotation, molecular function: protein binding. The transcript has 7 exons. Lineage: Eukaryota; Metazoa; Chordata; Actinopteri; Cypriniformes; Cyprinidae.